Belonocnema kinseyi is the source of this 3077-nucleotide messenger RNA. Its product is annotated as arylsulfatase J-like. The coding region runs from base 151 to 1815 and encodes 554 amino acids. The record is from RefSeq and is a predicted model, not a curated record. The transcript is spliced from 8 exons. Lineage: Eukaryota; Metazoa; Arthropoda; Insecta; Hymenoptera; Cynipidae.
GUUUAGUAUUUAAAGACUCGUUUUACAAUAGUAAUGCUCAUUCGCAAAACGUAUUUCAAACAUACUGAUGUAGUUCCUUUGAAUCUGUAUUAUAUUCUUAUCAUAACAAAAGUUAUUUGAAUUUAUACGUUCAUAUAUUUAUAUUCUAAAAUGAAAUCUGCAAAAUUGGUGAAAAGUGCUAUUGUGGUGACUAUUCUCUGCCUCAUUGGAAUUUCGUUGGCGUUUACAUGGGUUCAAGGAGUGAAUGCGAAAAAACCACACAUCAUUUUUAUAAUGGCUGAUGAUCUUGGGUGGAAUGAUGUGAGUUUCCAUGGAGCAGAUCAGAUUCCAACUCCAAAUAUAGAUGCUCUUGCUUACAAUGGUGUAAUUUUAAAUAGGUAUUAUGCUCAACCAACUUGUACACCAUCAAGAACAGCUUUUCUUACUGGGCGUUAUCCCAUCAGAACAGGAAUGCAGGGUUUUCCACUGCAGGCUCCAGAACCUCGAGGAAUACCCUUAAAUGAAACAUUGUUACCAAGUCACUUGAAAAAAUUAGGAUACGUUACACGCCUUAUCGGAAAAUGGCAUACAGGUUAUUAUACUGAAGGACAUACCCCUGCAAAUCGAGGAUUUGAUUCAUUUUUUGGAUAUUAUAAUGGCAUGAUUGAUUAUUUUAAUCACACCUAUAAUGAAAUUGCAAUUGACAAAACUGGAUACGAUUUACAUCGAGAUUUUCCGAAUUCAUUGAAUGUAGAUUACCAUGCUUCUGAAUAUUUCACGGAUAUUGUAUCAAAUCAGGCUGAAGAAAUAAUUAGGAAACACGAUCCUGAAACUCCUUUAUUCCUUGAAAUUGCUCACCUUGCGCCACAUUCAGGUGGUUUAAUAGAUCCACUUCAAGUUAGAGAUUUGAAGGAAGUCAAUAAAACUUUAGGAUACAUUAAAGAUUUCAAUCGAAGAAAAUUUGCAGGAAUGAUGACAGCUCUCGAUGAAUCAGUAGGUCGUACAGUAGCUGCUUUAAAAAAGGCAAAAAUGCUAGAAAACUCGAUUAUCAUUUUUGCCUCUGAUAAUGGUGCCCAAACUGAAGGACUUUUGGAAAAUAUUGGCUCAAAUUAUCCUUUGAGAGGGCUCAAGUUCAGUGUAUACGAAGGAGGUACAAGAGUAGUUUCCUGUGUGUAUUCUCCGCUAAUAAGAAAACCUUCGCGAGUAUCAAAUAUUCUAAUGCAUGUAACUGACUGGUUACCAACAUUGUAUACUGCUGCUGGGGGCAAUGUUAACGAUCUUGGAGAAAUAGACGGUGUGGAUCAGUGGUCUAGAAUUCAAAGUAACAAGGAAAGUAACAGAAAAUUUGUACUUCUGAAUAUUGACGAGAAGGAAAAAACUGAAGCUGCUAUUUAUGGUAACUUCAAAAUCGUUAAAGGAGCUCCAGAACUUUAUGGCAACUAUUAUGGGGAUUCGGGAAAUAGCGAAUCCUAUCCAAAAUACAAUACCACAACUGUUCUCAAUUCGUUAACAAAUUUGGCCAUCAAUGAAAAUUUGUUCUCCCAACUUUCAUCAAGAACUUUGAUAAAACUUCGAACGUUAAGUGAAGUUCGCUGCAAGAAAUUUACUCAAUUUUCCAAUUGUUCUGAAUUAUGUUUGUUUAAUACUUACAUCGAUCCUUGUGAAACUGUGGAUCUAUCAUCAAAGUAUCCAAAUAUGGUAAAAUUCUUGCAGAAUAAACUGGACGAUUAUAGAAAAGUUUUAGUAAAUCAAACAAAUGCUAAACUAGAUCCUGCAGGAUAUCCAGAAAAUUUUAAUGGUACCUGGAUGCCCUGGAGAUCAGACGCAAAAAUGUAGGACUAAGGUUUUUAAUUUUCAAAAUAUACAUUUUAAAAUGUUUCAAUCCUUAAAUUCAAAAUGUUCACUCUGAAUGGCUAAAUUAAUUAAUUUCAUUAAUUAAAAUUAACGGCUAAUUGUGGUAGAUUCACUGGAAUUGCUCAUUACUUCCUACAAUAUACUUCAGCACUAAUUUGCAAAUUGUCACAGAAGUGUGAUCUGUCACAACUCCAAAUUAUUCAGAUCAGAGUCUUUUAUAAAAUGCGAGUAUGUGACUGGUCACAGAAGAGUGAUUAGUGACAUCUCCACCCCUCUUCUUUAGACCGCCCUUCAAAAAAUACGUUUCAGUAACUAAUCACAGAAGUGUAAAAGGUUACAGAAGAGUGAUUAGUCAUAUUUCGAACCCCUUUUUAAGAUCUCUCUUAAAAAAAUAUCUAUCAUUGACUCGUCACAGAAAAGUUAUACGUCAUAUUGCAAACCCAUUUUCCAGUUUACCCUUUAAAAAUAUUUUUUCCAAUACCUGCUGACAAAAGAGUGAAUGGUUUCAGAAGAGUGAUUGGUCAUAUUGCGGACCCCGCUCCCAGGUCUCCCUUCGAAAAAUAUGUAUUAGAGACUGGUCACAGAAGAGUGAUGGGUCAUAUCUCGAUUCCCUUUUCCAGGUCUCCCUUUACAAAAUACGAUUUAGUGACUAGCCACAGAAGGGUGUUUGGUCACAUCUUGUGUCACCCUUUAAAAAAUACGUGUCAGUGACUAUUCGCAAAAUAGGUCUGAGGUGUAUCAUAAGCAAUUCUUAGUAUGUUUGUAGUGUUCUGCGUUCCUAAUUAUAUGCAAGCUUGUGUGUAUUUACAACAUAAUCUUCCUUGUUUCAUGAUACAAUUGUGAACUACUGUCUUAUUGUGAUGAAAUUCUAAAAAAUGUUGGUUUCCCUUGUAUAAUACAAAAUAUUGUGGGUGAAUACCAGUGCAUACAGAUAUUUUGAAAUAUUGCGAAAACAGUAGAACCUAAUUACGGAAUGUUGCAAAAUCUACGUCAAAUUAAUAUCCUAAGGAUUCGGCGCAUACAGCAUCAUGUAACAAUCACUUUUUAUUGCAUAAAUUAAAAUUUUAGAAGUUAAUUGUCAAAGUACUUCAAUUAGAAAUCUGCUGGAAUUUUUCAGUAUUUUAGCUACUGUUAUAAAUUGCUAUUAAUCUAUAAUGUGUAUUCAUAAGUUCAAAAAUUAAUUGGGGUGGCCAGAGUUAUGAAAAGAAGGAGUAGUUAUACCAAUAGUAAAGAAAGGCAAGGGA